AUGGAAAGGAUACAGAAAAACAGAUCCAAAUGGAGAGAAGCUAAUCUAGAAGAAUCUUGGGGAUCUUUGUCGUUUUUCAAUAGGUCACAAAGAGGUCGUAUAUCUAUGGAUAUGGCAGAUGAUGCAUUAGAUGAAUACUUACCAUCCAGUAGAAAACCAUUAGUAAAAGAAGAAACUAUAGAAGAAGAAUAUAUUAUUAAUGAUAAUAAUGAAGAUAAUUUUACUAUACCAGAGUUACCUUAUGGUCGUCAACUAACAAUAGAUAUUAAAACAACCUGGGGUGAUCAUCAUUAUGUAGGUUUAACAGGUGUUGAAGUUUUCUCCAGUAUGGGUGAACAGGUUCAGAUAACAAAGGUGACAGCUGAUCCAUUAGAUAUUAACAUUCUACCAGAAUAUAGUAAAGAUCCUAGAGUUGUCAAUAAUAUUAUAGAUGGUUGUAAUAGAACUAGAGAUGAUGUUCAUAUGUGGUUGACACCAUUUACAGCUGGUUCACAUCAUUAUGUUUACUUGACAUUGUGUAAACCAUGUCAGAUAGCUAUGAUCAGAGUGUGGAAUUAUAAUAAAUCAAGAAUACAUUCUUAUCGUGGUGCUAGAGAAGUUACUAUAAAAUUAGAUAAAAAUAUUAUAUUUAUUGGUGAGAUAGCUAGAGCUUGUGGUGGUAUAGAGGGUGGUACAGAAUCAUUUGGUGAUACGAUAUUAUUUACUACUGAUGAAGAUAUAUUAGAAGAAGUAAGUAAGAAUGAUGAAGCGUUUGAAGGUGAACUAUUAUGCGAGGCAGAAGAUGAACAUGUACCAUAUGAACGACCUAGUACUGCUGAUGAAAGUGAGGAUAGACCACUUACAAGAGCUGUAGGUGUUAUACCAAAAGAUAGCCAACUCAGACCAGAAACCAGUUUUGUUACAACUAUAAAUAAUGUUACAGCUUAUAAAACUAAAAAUUUGGAAUUAAACUUUACAGAUACGUGGGGUGAUCCUCACUAUUUAGGUUUAACUGCUCUAGAAGUUGUAGGUAGAGAUGGUGAAUCAAUACCUAUAAAAUUAUCUAUGUUAACAGCUAAUCCUAGAGAUGUAAGAGUUUUACCUGGACAUGAUCAUGAUGCUAGAACUCUUGAUAAAUUAAUAGAUGGUACCACAUUAACAGUAGCAGAUGAACAUAUGUGGCUGGUACCAUUUGUAGAAAAUAAAAAUCACCUAUUAACUAUAACAUUCCCUGAAAAAGUGCUAGUAACUGGAUUACGUAUCUGGAACUAUAAUAAAAGUCGUGAAGACACAUAUCGUGGUGCUAAAAUUGUUCAUGUUAAAAUUGAUGGAAGACAGAUAUCACCUUCUACAGGUUAUUUAAUAAGAAAAGGUCCUGGAAGCUGCCAUUUUGAUUUUGCUCAAGAAAUAAUUUUUAAAUGUAACAAUAAUAAUAAUAAUGAGAAAGGAUUUUCACCAGUAAAUCAUGCUGGAGGUGUUGAAACUAGUCAUGAUUAUGAAGCUGUACAGAUGCCUUGUGGCUUUAUAUACCAAUUUCAACUAUUUACUGCAUGGUCUGAUCAAUAUUAUAUUGGAUUAAAUGGUUUAGAAUUAUAUGAUGAAAAUCUUAAACAAAUACAACUUACUGAGAAUAAUAUAUCAGCUCAUCCAGUUUGUGUCAAUGUAUUAGAUAAUAUGGAGAAUGAUGUUCGAACACCAGAUAAAUUAAUUAAUGGUAUUAAUGAUACUAAUGAUGGUAAAAAUACCUGGUUAGCACCAAUAUUACCUGGACUGUUAAAUAGAGUGUAUGUGAUAUUUGAUCAACCAACUACUGUAUCUAUGAUAAAGAUAUGGAAUUAUAGUAAAACACCCACCAGAGGAGUCAAAGAUUUUGCUUUAUUAGUAGAUGAUUUAUUAGUAUAUAAUGGUACAUUAGAAUCAGUAACUCCAGGUGCACGUGGUAUCAUACCAACAUGCUCAAUACCACAAAAAUAUCAUACAGUACUAUUUACACAGAAUCCUGAUUUAGUACGCAAAGAAAAACAUACUAUUAUCAAUAACCAAGCAGGAGAACAAGAUGUCCAACUAUUAAAUGAUAAGAAAAUUAUAACUAAAUAUACUGACCCUAAAAAAGCACAAUCUGGUAAACCUGUAAAUCAAGGUUUGUAA
Molecule: messenger RNA, 2127 nt
Organism: Lottia gigantea (owl limpet)
Lineage: Eukaryota; Metazoa; Mollusca; Gastropoda; Lottiidae
Exons: 15
Coding region: 1-2127 (708 amino acids)
Source: RefSeq, a predicted model, not a curated record